This is a messenger RNA of Drosophila hydei, 3069 nucleotides long. It is a transcript of the gene Ars2, whose product is annotated as serrate RNA effector molecule homolog. Gene Ontology annotation, cellular component: nuclear body. Gene Ontology annotation, biological process: primary miRNA processing; mRNA processing. Gene Ontology annotation, molecular function: nucleic acid binding. The transcript is spliced from 8 exons. NCBI's taxonomy places the organism in Eukaryota, Metazoa, Arthropoda, Insecta, Diptera, Drosophilidae. The record is from RefSeq and is a predicted model, not a curated record. The coding region runs from base 91 to 3069 and encodes 992 amino acids.
AUCUACUUCUUAAUCCAGACGCCGACGGAGUGUAGGACAAAUAAAAGUUGAAUAAAGAGUGAAUUAUUAUUAAAUAAAAGUCGACAACAAAUGGCUGAUUCGGAUGAUGAAUACGAUCGGAAGCGUCGGGAUAAAUUUCGCGGCGAACGGGACAGCUACCGUCCAGAGCGGCGGGACGAGCGCCGACCCAUGGGCGGAGCUGCUAAUUCCCGUGACGAAUGGUCUGAGCGCAAUCCAUUUCGAGGCAGUUCGGCAGCAGGCGGCGCUGGUGGCGGCGGCGGUGCACGUCAUCGCCCAGAUUACAGCGACUAUCGAGGCUCGGGGCCACGUCCGCGUUACGGCUCGCCGGGGCGAGAGAUGCCGCCAGCGAAACGUAUGCGACCCGACUGGGGUGACAGUGAAAUGAGAUCCAAUCCGCGUUUUGGCUACGAUCCGUACCUCGUGCAGGCCUGGAACGAUCAUUAUCAAUCGUUGCACUCAGCAUACUCCCAUGGCGGCCACGGCUCGUCUGCCCGGGAAACAGCGCCUGCUGGAGGCGGAGGUGGUGUCAGUGGGGAUACACAAACGCAACCUGCAAUGCUAACGUUGAAACAAUUUCUGGACACUCAAGACGAGAAUAUAUCCGACUCGGAAGUGAUGCGGAAAUACACCGAGUACAAGACGGACUUUAAAAGACAGCAGCUAAACGAAUUCUUUGUGGCACACAAGGACGAGGAGUGGUUCAAAAACAAAUAUCAUCCAGAAGACAGCGUGAGACGGAGCGAUGAACAGCGAGGCUUUCUAAAGAGGCGAACAGACGUAUUUUUGGAGCUACUGGAGAAUGGCACCAUUGGCAGUGUGAAGGUUGAUUCAUCGCAGGCUGAUGCUUUGGUGCGUGUAUUGGACACUUGUGUGAUUAAACUGGAGGGCGGCACCGAUGAAGAUCUUAAGAUACUUGACGAGAAACCCAAAGAACCGCCUGUGGUUUACGACCGCAAGUCGGAAACAACUGAAUCAACUGCCGUAGCAAAACGAGAACCUGAGAGUCCAAUGCAGACAAAAGCCGAGAAAGAUAAUGAGGAUUUGCCGGAGGCUGUAUCGCCGCAGCAAAAGAAUUUACGGCCCGUUAACUUCGAUGAAGAAAACUGGGAUGAAGAUGAACCGAUGGCAGUGCAGUCUGAGACAGGCAAAAGCAGCGAAAAGCAAUCAGAAGUGACUACUGAGAAACCAGCUAAUGCGCCAGAGGAUGUUGAAUCAGUUAAAAGUGACGGCGAUAAGAAGCUAAAGAAAAAGAAAAUCAAGAAACGAAAGCGGAAUAGCAGCGACGAUGACAGCUCGUCUUCAUCUAGCUUCGACUCAGACACGGAAUCAGAUGAUGAGAAGGUGAAAGCGAAAUACGAUGUUGAAGAGGGGCUGCGCGCCGAUCAAAAAGCGGAGGCACAAAAAGAUAAAGAGGAGGCAGUCAUAUUAGCUAAAGCCAAACAGCUGCCACCCGAAGAAAGUCCCCAGGCAGAAGGCGAAGUUGGCCCUAAGGAGACGGUGGAAAUCAAAAGUGAAGUCGGCGAGGAACCGAAGGAAGAUAAAACUGAUCAUCCAGUAGAGCAAACGGAGCAGCGAACGACUGACAAGCCAGCAGAAAAGAAUGGCGAAGAGGAGGGUGAGAAAAUAGAAGACAAUUCCGAGGCAGACACUGCAGCGCCAGCAGCAAAUGAGGUGACUGAGACAAUUGAUUUGGACAAGCUCAAAGAUGGGCCACAUCCACGAGCCUUGCACCGCACCUCGUCUAUAUUUCUGCGUAAUUUGGCGCCGUCAAUCACCAAGGCAGAGAUCGAAGCCAUUUGCACCCGCUUCAGUGGCUAUCUGCGCGUAGCUAUUGCCGAUCCUCUUGUCGAGCGACGCUGGUAUCGCCGCGGAUGGAUCACGUUUACGCGCGACGUCAAUAUCAAAGAGAUCUGCUGGAGCCUGAACAAUCAACGUUUGCGCGACUGCGAAAUGGGCGCCAUUGUGAAUCGGGAUUUGAGCAGACGAGUUCGUCCUGCCAAUGGAAUCACAGCGCAUAAGCAGAUUGUGCGAGCUGACAUUAAACUGUGCGCUAAGAUUGCGAUGAAUUUGGAUGAUCGAUUUAAGCUGUGGUGCGAGUCGGUUCGUGCACAGGAAACAGAUGCGGAGAGCAAUCCAGGCCAGGAAGCAACGAAUGGCAGCGGCGAAAGUAACUCAACAACCUAUGGCUUCAAUUCCAAGAAUCCUGUCCUUCAGAACAUAACCGAUUACCUCAUCGAAGAAGCCUCAGCCGAGGAAGAGGAACUGCUCGGCCUGGCCGGCGACAAUAAGGAUGGCGAAGGCGAACCCAUUGAUCGGGACGAGUCGCUAAUCUCAGUUCUCGAUCGACUUGUGCUUUAUUUACGCAUUGUGCACUCGGUGGACUACUACAAUCACUGCGAGUAUCCAUACGAGGAUGAAAUGCCUAAUCGGUGUGGUAUUAUACAUGCCCGUGGACCAGCUCCUAUGCGUGUCACUAACAAUGAUGUCCAAGAAUACAUCAAAGCUUACGAUGGGAAGCUGCAGCAGUUCUUGACCAAGAGCGUGCAACUCAGCGAUGAUGAGAUUAAGGAGCUGGGCGCCAAGAAUCCCGAAACCGAGGUGGAAAAAUUCGUUCAAGCCAACACACAAGAACUGGCCAAGGACAAAUGGUUGUGUCCGCUGUCAGGCAAGAAAUUCAAGGGUCCUGAGUUCAUACGCAAACAUAUUUUCAACAAGCACGAAGAGAAGGUCGACGAGGUGCGCAAGGAGGUGCAGUAUUUUAACAACUAUUUACGCGAUCCCAAACGGCCGCAGCUGCCGGAACAUCCAGGCAGCUCCAAGCGCACAGAAUCCGAGUCUGGACGUGGCUCAGGCGGUUAUCGGCCGCCUAUGUAUCCGCCAUUCUCUGCUAUGCCUUAUGGAUUUGCACCGCCCAUGAUGGGCGGCGGUGGAGGACGGGGUGGACGCAAUUUUCCGCCAGUGCGCAGAGAAUUGCCCUUGGAACACCAACGCCGGCUUAUCGGUUACCAUGAUUUGGAUGCGCCCGUUAAUUCCGAUAUGUUUGACUAA